Molecule: messenger RNA, 2312 nt
Organism: Peromyscus eremicus (cactus mouse)
Lineage: Eukaryota; Metazoa; Chordata; Mammalia; Rodentia; Cricetidae
Gene: Wdr93
Product: WD repeat domain 93
Exons: 17
Coding region: 10-2109 (699 amino acids)
Biological process (GO): electron transport chain
Molecular function (GO): protein binding
Source: RefSeq, a predicted model, not a curated record
CCCGCUGUAAUGCCAUCCUUCAAAGGAAGUCGGGCUCGGAAGCCAAGGUUGUCUGUGAUUAGCAAAGGACCCCUGGAGGUCCCAUCUCCCACAGAGGCAGACUGGCCUAAGGACGAUGAAAAGGGUUUUGCCUUCCGGGACCUGGGUCAAGACGUGGACGACCUGCCUCGGCCUUACCGAAUGAUCAACAAGCUGGUGAACCAUCUGUUUGACUGCGCCUGGGAAGUCAUUGAAGAGAGAGAGGCUUUACGGGAGAUUGAGAAAAACCGGAUUGUGCCCACCGUCUACCCUCCAGUUGCAGAAAUCCAGCUCAACAAAAUGCCUGGUGGUAUGGCUGUCUCCCAGGAGUAUCUGUUUAUUGGAGGAGUCAAAGGAUUCUCAAUCUAUAAUCUGCACAGUUCCAAAAGAAUGUAUGUCUGGGAGAAGUUUAAGGUUGAUGUUUCUUCCAUCUGGGCCACAGAUUUGGGGAAUGAAGUCCUUAUUAUUCCCGUGGAUGAACUAGGUAUUGUUCGAUUGUUUUACUUGUAUAAAGACAGUCUUUUUCUCAUCAAAGCCAUCAAUGAAACGGACGACACCAGCAAGCAAAGCACCUGUGUGAAGAUGGAACUCUCUCAGAGCGGGGACUACGCAGCGUUCCUCUUCCAAGGAGCUGGGGAUGUUUGGCUGGAAGUGUACAAACUGCCCAAGGAGACUUGGCUUAAGGAAGUGGAGCACCCACCGUCUGCUGUAAAUCCAAAGAAAAAAACCAAGCAGCUGCAGCUGAGCACUCCUGACCCUGUUGUUCCAGAAGCUGUAGAACCGAGUUUGGGACCAACUCAAAGCCCUAAUGCAAUCCAGGACUUAAACAUUUGUUUUAAAAGUGACCUUAAGUUGAGUCCUCCAGUUUUCGUAAUGAAGAUUAAACCCCCUAAGCCCAUAGCAGGCACCACAUUUAAAAGCCCCUUGGAGAUUAUUUCGAAGACAGAGGACUACUGUGGGCUAGGCUCUGGGCAGAAUCACUUCAUCAAGGAUGUGCAGUGGCAACAACACAGGGAGAUCUUCUAUGCCUCCCACAAGAAGUACCUGGAAGGGGAGUGGGAGGAGGAGCCACUCAGUAAGGCCACAUUCCACUUCUUCACUAACGCCAUAGCCCCAGCGCCAAUGGAGAUCAAGAGCUCUCCAGGGGCAGCCUCUAUCCUCGGCAUACACUGGACUGGAAGUCAUAAUUUCUUUCUCUAUUCACUGAACAAAAUUCUGAAGGAUAAAACUGACUGUGACAACGUGUGGCCCUGCGCUGCGCCCAUUACAGUCUCUCAGACCAGCAGCUCCUCCUCCUACCUGGCCCUUGCCUGUGAGGAUGGUGUGCUCAUUCUGUGGGACCUGGCCCAAGGAUUCCUCUUUGGGGUCAUUGCUCUGCCUGAGGGGUGUUUCUGCGAAAGCAUUCACUUCCUAAGAUUCUUCCUGGUGCAUGAAGGACGGAACAUGUAUCCUGAAGGCCCGGUGAAGUCUGAAAUGAUGUGUGUGGUGCUGUGCACUAACGCUUCCCUCCACCUGGUGACAGCCAGCGGGACCAGUGGACCCACCAGCAAGGUGCUUCUUGAGAGGUCCAUGACGCACCCGGAAGAAGACAUCUGUACAGUGGCCCCGGUCCCAGCUUUGCCUGGCAUGGUGCUCAUCUUUUCCAAGAACCACUCUAUAAGCCUCCUGGAUGUGGCCAAGGCCGAAAUCAUCUGUGCCUUUGCAGCCCCUCUGCACCACCAGCAGGAGAUGCCCUGGAAGCCGUUGUUUGUUACAUCUCCACACCAUCCGUAUUUUCUGCUUCAUGGACCUUGCCCAGAUGGUAACACCACACCUACCGAUGGUGCCAAGGACACCACAGAUUCUGUUUUCUGCUUUAAAUUUGAGGACUAUCCCCUCCUGAAAGACAGCUCCAAAAACUGCACCAUUUCUCAAAAGGACUUGGAAGAUAACCAGGCCUUCUCUCAGGUGCUGCCACUGGAGAAAAGAUGUGAGCAGUUCCUCCAGAAGAGCUUCCAAAAGCUGUCGAGGACCCAGGCGAGAGGGAAUGAGCAGUGGACGCGGCUGCGGAGGUACUCCAUUAUUCUCCAGAAAGAAAACUUAAAGAAGUGACCACACUGGGACUCCAAGGGAGUCUCCACCUCGACAGCCACUCCCCAGUACACCCGGAAGGCAAAAAGACGGCGACAAAGAGCCACACUCAAAGCUUGGUACUUCCAGGAGCCAGUGGGGCCAACGGACUUUGAGGACCUUCGAAUACUGAACGCCUCAUGGAGGGUAAGCUGUAUCACUCAAAUAAACAGUCUGUCAACUGC